Daktulosphaira vitifoliae (grape phylloxera) is the source of this 950-nucleotide messenger RNA. Its product is annotated as putative ankyrin repeat protein RF_0381. The transcript is spliced from 3 exons. Gene Ontology annotation, molecular function: protein binding. Lineage: Eukaryota; Metazoa; Arthropoda; Insecta; Hemiptera; Phylloxeridae. The coding region runs from base 3 to 950 and encodes 315 amino acids. The record is from RefSeq and is a predicted model, not a curated record.
AUAUGUUUAUUAUCUCUGUAUCCUUAGAUAUUGCAAAAAAAAACUUGAAUUAUUUAAAAACAUAUCAAAUUAAAUAUAUAAUUAGAUUAUUUAAUAUGAAUACGCUAAAUGAGUGGGAUAAAAAAUUGCUUACCGAUGUUUUAGACGAGGACAUAGAAAAUGUUUCAAUUUCUUUAAAGAAUGGUGCCAACAUAGAAGUACAACUUUAUGACCAAAUGACGCCAUUGCAUUUUGCAGUUGAAAAUGGAAGUUUGGAAAUGGUUAAACUUUUAUUAGAACAUGGAGCAGAAGUGAACAAGUCGUCAUAUUUUGGUGAUAGCAUUUUGAUGACUGCCACUAAGCGUGAAAAUAAAGAGAUUUUAACAAUUCUUUUACAAUACAGAGCAGACGUUAAUGUGCAAGAUACAAUGAAAAGAAACGUCCUUCACUAUGCCAUUAUGAAAAGAAACUCGGAUAUAUGUAGUAUUUUAUUAGAAAAUGGCGUUUUUGUGAAUCAACCAGAUAUUUUUGGAGAAACUCCUAUAUACGCAGCGGUUAUUAGACGUAUGGAUUUAGAAAUUAUACAAAAGAUGGUAGAAAAGGGUGGUAUAAUAUCAAAUACAGAUGCAUGUGGUCAUACUGCCCUUCACCGCCUUAUUUUAAUGGCAUAUAAAGAAGACAAUGAUACAGUAAAAUACAUCGACAAUCUUUUGUCGAUUCACAAAGAGUUAGCUACUCUGCCAAGCGCUGUAGUUGAUCGCACACCUUUACACGUUGUUGCAUUUACCGGAAAUCUCGAACUGUUGUCAGUAAUAUCAGCUCACACUUCUGAGAAAGACAACAGCGAAUCGUUAUUUAGUAUUACUCCAGAAGAACUAGCAGUUGUAUUUGAAAAUAACGAAGUGGCUAAAUUACUAGACAUUGAUCUAGAAGAUGACGAAAGUCUACUAAGAGAAUCCAUAUCUGAUUAA